This is a messenger RNA of Penicillium atrosanguineum, 744 nucleotides long. Its product is annotated as exosome non-catalytic core subunit CSL4. NCBI's taxonomy places the organism in Eukaryota, Fungi, Ascomycota, Eurotiomycetes, Eurotiales, Aspergillaceae. Bases 1 to 744 code for a protein of 247 amino acids. The record is from RefSeq and is a predicted model, not a curated record. Gene Ontology annotation, molecular function: RNA binding. Gene Ontology annotation, cellular component: cytoplasm; nuclear exosome (RNase complex). The transcript has a single exon. Gene Ontology annotation, biological process: RNA processing.
AUGGCAACCUCUCUUCCACCUGUAGCCAUCCCCGGCCAACGUCUGGGAUCUGUGGCCUCAUAUGCCGCUGGACCUGGCACACACGUGCAGCAAUCCAACAUCUAUGCCUCCAUCGCUGGCCCUGUCAUCGUUGAUCCCGCUCAGCCCAAGACUCAAACAAAGUCGACUUUACGAGUCUCGCGAAUGGUUCCUGGCGUGAACCAGGCAGGCGCAGCUCCUUCAACAUCCUCGGCUCCGGCCCCGAAGUCAAAGCCCAGAUAUAACACCCUACCCGCAGUGGACUCCAUCGUCCUGGCCCGCGUCACCCGCGUCCAGAAGCGACAAGCCGCGGUCUCCAUUCUCGUCGUGCUCGAUGAGGCCUCCGCUGCAAACCCAGACCCAUCUAAAGCCGCUUCAGACAAUGAUAAUGUCGCUUCCAUUCUCACCUCCGCCGCCAACCCAGAGAACCAUAGCAACACCGAUGAGCUUCGCUUUCAAGCGCUGAUUCGCAAGGAAGAUGUGCGAGCCGUCGAGAAGGACCGCGUUGUUAUGGAUGAGAUGUUUCGUGUCGGUGAUAUCGUGCGCGGCUCGGUCAUCUCCCUGGGUGAUCAGAGCUUCUACUACCUCACCACUGCCCGCAAUGAUCUCGGUGUAGUGAUGGCUCGCAGCGAUGCUGGAAAUAUGAUGUUCCCUAUUAGCUGGAAGGAGAUGAGGGACCCUGUUACCGGUGCCGGUGAACAAAGAAAGGUUGCUCGGCCGUUCUGA